Messenger RNA from Ixodes scapularis (black-legged tick), 630 nucleotides. RefSeq names its product alpha-tocopherol transfer protein-like. Gene Ontology annotation, cellular component: membrane. The record is from RefSeq and is a predicted model, not a curated record. Gene Ontology annotation, molecular function: phosphatidylinositol bisphosphate binding. Bases 1 to 630 code for a protein of 209 amino acids. NCBI's taxonomy places the organism in Eukaryota, Metazoa, Arthropoda, Arachnida, Ixodida, Ixodidae. The transcript is spliced from 3 exons.
AUGUCGGAAGACUCCCAUCCUAACACAGCAACGCGAGGUGAUCCUGAAGAGGACAUCCUUCCAUCCGAUCUUCGAGAACGCGCCCAGCGAAAGCUCCACGAAACCCCCGAACGUCGAACAGAGGCACUCCGUGAGCUCAAGGAACUACUUCGAGAUGAGACGCUGACCACCAGGACGGACACACUGUUCCUGCUGCGCUUCCUGAGAGCCAGGAAAUUCGACGUUCCCAGGGCGUUCCAGAUGAUCGAGCGUUACUACCGCGUCCGUCUCCAAGACCAGAGUCUGUAUCGGGACCUGCACCCGUUGUCUCGAAGGCAUCUUUUCGAGCUCCAGACGCACGGUUUCCUGCCAGACACCGAUCCCAAGGGGAGGAAGAUAUUCGUGAUGCGAAUGGGCAACUGGAAGCCCAGCAUCUGCAGUAUAGACGAAAUGUCGGCGCUCGCUGUUCUAGCCUGGGAACACGUCCUCGAAGACCCGAGAACGCAGGUGAUGGGAAUCGUGGUCCUUCUGGACCUGGGAGGUGGUUCGCUCAGGCACAUGAAAUCCGUGACGCCGAGUCACGUCUUCGCAGUCGCCUACAGCAUUCAGGUGUGCGCUCAGUUUUUUUUCCCCCCUCUUACACGUACAUAA